Molecule: messenger RNA, 1226 nt
Organism: Neopsephotus bourkii (Bourke's parrot)
Lineage: Eukaryota; Metazoa; Chordata; Aves; Psittaciformes; Psittacidae
Exons: 5
Coding region: 330-971 (213 amino acids)
Source: RefSeq, a predicted model, not a curated record
GUUUAGAGGAGGAGGGAAACAAGCAGCUGGUACCAACCCGGAUCAGAGCACCAGGAGCUUGAGCUGACCCUGCCCCAGUGCGGCUCCUAAACCAUCCCAACCUGGGGUGUUUCCGGCUGUGACCUCUUCAUGCUGCUGCUUAAAGGGGAAACUGAGGCUUGGGAAGGCGAAAUGAAGCCAAGCACAAGAAGUCCCCCAAGACUUAAAGGGAAGUCAGGAUCCGAAUCUGGCUCCCAGGCGUCAUUUCUGCCUUCGCCUCUCUCUGCACGGAGGAGUUGCUAUUAAUAACAUCCACUCUGUUGUAACAUAAUCAAAGCCAUCCUCCCUCCAUGUGCGAGCUCGUCCAGCGGCUCCGACCCUCCCUGGGGGAUAAACUUCCCAAGAUUUGCAACUCAGCCCUUGGAAAGCUCUUUGCGAAGGGAAAACCGCCCUGGCCGGAGCAUCUGGUCCAUACCUCCUGGUCCAUACGGGACCACCGCAGCCCAGCCGGGCAUCGCUCCGCUGGGCGAACUGCAGCAAAGCCUGGAUCCGAGCGCGGGGCUGCUCGGUCCAGCCCUCGGAAGAGUCAUUUCCUGCCUCCGCUGGGACGCCUGGAGACAUUCCCGAGCCGCGGCGCCGAGCACCGGCGGGCGACACCGGAACGUAGGAUGACCAAGUUCUUGAUGGCCGCGCUCCUGGUUCUUCAUCUCUCCCUGGGGAAUGCUGAGCUGGAAGGAGAAGAGGAUAUCUCAGAGUUCUUAUAUGACUACGCAUCUCGAUUCAGUGAUUACUUGUAUGCGACUGUCGAGUACUAUUCCGAGAACAGCACGAUAUUGCCCACCACGUACUCCUAUGGGGAAUACCAGGGGUACCUGGAGUACCAGGAGUACCAGGAGUCCCACGAGUCCCAGGAGUCCCAGGAGUCAGUGGGAUCAGCCCUGCGGUGCCACGUCCCCAUCCUCAUCCUCAUCCUCCUGGGCUUCCUGCUAUGACCCCAGCAGCGUGCUCAGAAGGCACAGCAGCUUGGAUGGAGACCAGGACACGGGCACGGCGCUGGGAAUGACACCACAUCCUCCAAGCGGAGCCGGCGCCUCCCUUUGCAGUGACUCCAUGUGCGAAGCUUGCAGUGGAUGGAUGAUGCUGUCCCGAGCCAUAAACGUUGUGCAAACACUGAGCAGCUUUGUACUGAGCGGGUUCUUUCCUCUUCCCUCUCAUUCCGUUGUAAACGUGAAUUCCUGCCAAGGAAA